Molecule: messenger RNA, 2185 nt
Organism: Eupeodes corollae
Lineage: Eukaryota; Metazoa; Arthropoda; Insecta; Diptera; Syrphidae
Product: putative polypeptide N-acetylgalactosaminyltransferase 13
Cellular component (GO): Golgi apparatus
Source: RefSeq, a predicted model, not a curated record
CUCUGCCGAACACGUAGCACCACCGCCGCGCCGCGGCCGCCACCGUAUCCGAUUCUAUAGUCACUGCGAGUCGUCGUUAUGGAACAUUAGAGCUUUGAGGAAAUUCGUUUAUAUUUAUUAUUUAUUUUAAUUUUACCUUCUGUCACUCUUACCAAUUCAAUAGACGGAUUCAAUAGAAAGAAGAAGUAUCUGCUACUCUUGAUGGUCUUAAUACUAAGCACGGUGUUCUUUGUGAUUCAAAUCAAUGUGCAACUAGAACGUGAAUCCAACUCCACAUUGAAUAUCGGUGAACUGAAAAUCCUUGGCAACUUAAGUGCGCUGUCGAGAGAAUUUGAAGGAUUUAUCUCCAAGCGGAUGGUUCUCCAUUCGUUCAAAAAUAAAAACAAGAAACUCAAGAAGACGAAGAAGAAAAGUGAUUUUUAUUUUUUUGAAAAAUACAUCAGUGACGGAAUUGGAGCGUUUCGUAAGCUGCCAGAUACGCGUGAUGAAGUAUGCAAGGAACGUAGAUUUAAUGUGCCAAAUAAAUCCAAAGUAUCUGCGAUAGUAGUGUUUAGGAAUGAACCGAGAUCAACGCUGAGGACUCCACGACGGAUUUUGGAGGAAAUUAUUGUUGUUGAUGAUUUUAGUGAUGAUACCCCCCCUUCAUGCGAUGCGAUGACCAAACAUUUUACUGUAUAUUACUUAUUUUUUCUCCAUCAUUUCAUUUCAGAAACAGCCCUUGCUGACCUGGUCAAGUUGCCCUUGGGGGCUUUUAUAAAACCUCACCGCAAUAGUCAGCACACGGGUCUGAUUGAAUCACGUAAUCUGGGGGCAGAACUAGCCACCGGUGAUUACAUUGUCUUCCUCGACAGUCAUUCCGAGGUAAAUGCCGGCUGGAUGGAACCAUUGUUGGACCGCCUCAGCUCGUACCCAGGCAUGGCCGUUAGUCCGGUAUUGGAUAGCAUUGAUGCGACAACAUUUCAAUACCGUACCAGUUAAGAGUAUCUCAAAGGCGGAUUCAUUUGGGAUUUACACUUUCGUUGGAUACCGGUGAGCGAGGAGCAACGCAGUCCAACGUUUGCCGGCGGAGUCUUCAUGAUAUCCCGAAAUUGGUUUUCCAAAUUGAAUGGAUUCAACCCCCUUCUGAAGGUUUGGGGUGGCGAGUCAAUUGGAAUGUCUAUAAAACUGUGGCUGUGUGGCGGACAAAUUGAGAUUGUGCCCUGUAGCUGGGUGGGUCAUGUGUUCCGGAAUAUCCAGAGCCCGCAUCAUCAGGCGCUGCCGGUGGAGGUUCCUAAUGGACAACAGCAGCAGCAGCAGGAUCUAAGAAAUCGUAAAGUCAUUGCCGACUCUUGGCUGGACGAGUAUAAAUACUUUUUCUCUGCUUCGAGGAGGCGGCCGCCUGGAACUGAUGGUGGAAAAUCCUAUGAGGAUCUCAAAAAAAACUUUAUCAACAGGACACGACAGCAAUUUGCGCCACCGCCGCCACCACCAUCACCGCCGAGACCAAUUCAAAGGAAAAAGCAGGAUUUACAGUGCCGCCCGUUUUCAUGGUUCUUGCAAACGGUUUUCCAGCAACUAAAACCUCGUAUUCAUCAUAUCAUCGGUGAUGGUGGUUCUACCUUUCAGAUUGCCAAACACAGAUUACAUUGCAUUUGGAAAAUUGAGCUCUGGACAAAAGUGCUUGAAAACUGGCAGUGUCCUUGCCCGGGCUGCUUCCGGAACUAUUGCAGAUGUUGUCCUGGAAAACUGAGUCAAAAAGAUGGCCGUCUGGUAUCCGAUACGGGGCAUUGUUUGAGUGUUCGUGUUCAUCACGUUAAAAAAUCCAAUGACAGUGAGUGGCUGAUGACAGAGUGGUCUGCAUCUGCUUCGGCGACAACGGUGGAGUUAGGAGAUUGUGACCAUUCAAAAGGAUGGACACGGUUAGGUGGCAAAUUAAUUCAUGAAAACACUCAACUGUGUCUAGAUAAUCCCUUUAGUGAGGUUGUAACAAUGCGUAAAUGUCGACGUGGAGCUCCAUCACAGUUGUUUAGAUUUUCCGUUGAACUGUAGCGGUGGUAGUUUGUUCUGCUGAACAAUAAAUGUCAUGAAGGCGUGAGUUGGGAUGAAUGGAAAAUAAGUGUAAACGUGAAGAUAGGACAUCAAAGAGGUUGCGUGUUUUUGUGUUUUAUGGUGACAAUACACAUUUUAAAGGCUUACAAAUGCUGCA